AUGAUCGGUGCAUUUGCUGCUUUGUGGGUUCCUAGCGUUACCAAAUCUCACUGAAAAUAUUGUACAUAUCUGAUGUUAGCUGUUUUAUUUUUUUCAUAUAAAUAAUAGUUUUCCUUAAUUUAUACUCGACCCCACAGGCUUGUUUUUAUCAAGCUAUGUUUUAUCAUUAAUGUCAAAGUAAAGGCCUUCUUUAUUUUAAUUUUUUUUUCUUCCUCUACCUUUUGUGUUGAAGUGAGGUAUGUAAAUCAGUCUCGCAAAUUAAAUUGACUUGGUGUUAAUCAUUCAUUAUCUUUCUUGAAGCUCUUUUGGUACAACUGUGUUGAUAUGAACAGUCAUUUCACCCCAAGGUAGUUCAGGUAACGUUACCACACCGAUAGGCUCUCAUACGCGUUAUUCUUCUCCGAAAAAAAAACUUAUUUAACUUUAUCGCUGUCGUUAUGACAAAUGAUACGGCAGCCAUUGCAGUUUUGUGCCUUCUUGGUUUUCUUUCCUUCACUGUUUUUAUUUCUAACACUUUCACUGUGUUUGUUUUCUGGAUUCAUCGAAAGAAACUAACGCGAACAAGCUUUCUAGUAAUCAACCUAGCUGUGGCGGACCUUUUCUCUGGGCUCACAGAAAUAAUAGAGGUCGCUGGUGGAUGGACUUUAGCAAGCCAAAUUGGCUCCAACAAAACAAUCCAAGGAGUCAAUGGAAGCAUUCCGCCUUCUUUACAAAUUGUAUUCUCUUUCGCAUCUGUAUUAUUUCUCGUUCUGAUUUCUCUGGAACGAGUCUUUGCUUUGAUCUGGCCGCUUCGUCAU
Molecule: messenger RNA, 797 nt
Organism: Porites evermanni
Lineage: Eukaryota; Metazoa; Cnidaria; Anthozoa; Scleractinia; Poritidae
Source: the annotation of a GenBank genome assembly